AUGAGUACCCAUGAAUCACCCUCCAAAGAUUCGAUGAAGUCGACGUGGCGUCGAGCCAAUCGAGAUCAAUGGACCAUCACACAUUGGUUAUUAGAGCUGCUUAAUGUUCACCAUGUCUGCCUUGACUUGGAUGUUCCGGUGCACUCCAAGGAGGACAAAGUGCCAUACCUACCACCCUGGUCAUUACACAUGUGGGUGCUGUUUUAUGCCUCGAUACCACUUGUUAUACACCAAGUUUGGGUCACAUUCGUCAAUCCGGACGGACUUGGUAAAUUUGCUACCUUCAACCUCUAUUUCUUCGCGUUCAACGCGAUCAUAAUCCGACAAACGCACAUCCUUCGACGUCUAGCACAUCGGUACGGAUUCCUAGACGGCGAUAAACAUGAGCGAGAUGGCGUCCCAGACGUCGCGGUGCAUCGAGUAGCAGCAUCACUCUACAAGACCACCGGCUCGCGUCUGAUCAUGGCUGUCUUCUUAACAUAUAACAAAUCCCAACAGCCCCUGACUUCAUUGAACGGAUGGAUAUGGUGGCUUCCCUUGGAGAUUGGUCUUUAUGGCAUUGUACUUGAUUUCUGGUUCUAUUGGUAUCACCGUGCCAUGCAUGAUAUCAAUCCACUUUGGAAGUUCCAUCGCACUCACCACUUGACCAAACAUCCCAAUCCAUUACUAUCAGCUUAUGCCGAUCACGAACAAGAAUUCUUCGACAUGGCUGUUAUACCAUUUCUUACAUAUAUCAGUCUAAAAGCGAUGGGUCUGCCAAUGGGUUUCUAUGACUGUGCUGAGAUCGUCAUAGAGGACCAUGAUCUGCAUCAUCGGAAGGGAUGGAGAAAGAGCCACAACUACGGGAAGCAGACACGCCUUUGGGAUCGGAUUUUCGGUACUUGCCAUGAACGCAUUGAAUCCAUUGAUAGUAAUAUUGACUACGUGAACACUGCCUAUAUGCCUGUAUUCUAA
Talaromyces stipitatus ATCC 10500 is the source of this 954-nucleotide messenger RNA. RefSeq lists its product as uncharacterized. The record is from RefSeq and is a predicted model, not a curated record. Lineage: Eukaryota; Fungi; Ascomycota; Eurotiomycetes; Eurotiales; Trichocomaceae. The coding region runs from base 1 to 954 and encodes 317 amino acids. Gene Ontology annotation, molecular function: iron ion binding; C-4 methylsterol oxidase activity. Gene Ontology annotation, biological process: ergosterol biosynthetic process. The transcript is spliced from 2 exons.